Molecule: messenger RNA, 837 nt
Organism: Prunus armeniaca (apricot)
Lineage: Eukaryota; Viridiplantae; Streptophyta; Magnoliopsida; Rosales; Rosaceae
Source: the annotation of a GenBank genome assembly
AUGAGAUUCGAUUUUUGCUCACUGACGUCAGCGAGCAAGAUCUGCCUUCGGGCUUACCCGGGCUGGUGGGACCCAGGGCUUGCCCGGGCUGCAUCUUAUGCACUGGAGCAGCAGCAGCCCUGCAAAUCCUGUUCUAGGGUUUCGCUCUCUUUCUUAAGGAAUUGCAGCGAGGACAAGGCUGUAACCAUGAGUAAGCUCUCAAGUGACGGGCUGAGAGAGGCCAUCGCUCAGAUUAAGACAAACUCAGAAACGAAAAAGAGAAAUUUCACCGAGACAGUUGAGCUUCAAAUUGGGUUGAAGAACUAUGACCCACAAAAGGAUAAGCGUUUCAGUGGCUCUGUCAGGCUUCCACAUAUUCCUCGUCCUAAGAUGAGGGUUUGCAUGCUUGGGGAUGCUCAGCAUGUUGAAGAGGCAGAGAAGAUGGGUUUGGACUACAUGGAUGUGGAAAGCUUGAAAAAGCUUAACAAAAACAAGAAACUGGUCAAGAAGCUUGCCAAGAAAUACCAUGCAUUUUUAGCUUCUGAAGCUGUCAUUAAGCAAAUUCCUCGUCUUCUAGGCCCUGGUCUUAAUAAGGCAGGUAAGUUUCCAACAUUGGUGAGUCACCAGGAAUCUUUGGAGGCAAAAGUGAAUGAAACCAAAGCAAUGGUGAAGUUCCAACUUAAGAAGGUUCUUUGCAUGGGUGUUGCUGUGGGGAAUUUGGCUAUGGAGGAGAAGCAGAUUUUUCAGAAUGUACAACUCAGUGUCAAUUUCUUAGUUUCACUAUUGAAGAAGAAUUGGCAGAAUGUGAGGUCCUUGAACCUGAAAAGUACCAUGGGGAAAGCAAUCCGUAUCUACUAA